Empidonax traillii (willow flycatcher) is the source of this 1283-nucleotide messenger RNA. RefSeq names its product nitrilase 1 (gene NIT1). The coding region runs from base 25 to 888 and encodes 287 amino acids. The record is from RefSeq and is a predicted model, not a curated record. The transcript has 5 exons. Gene Ontology annotation, molecular function: hydrolase activity, acting on carbon-nitrogen (but not peptide) bonds, in linear amides. Lineage: Eukaryota; Metazoa; Chordata; Aves; Passeriformes; Tyrannidae.
AUCCCAACCCACAGCCCUCCCGCCAUGUCGGUGCCCCCCCGGGCCAUGGUGGCCGUGGCUCAGGUGACAUCGACCCCCGACAAGGAGCACAACUGGCUGCAGUGCUCAGCGCUGGUGCGGCAGGCGGCGGGAAGGGGGGCCCGGCUCGUGUUCCUGCCCGAGGGCUUCGACUUCAUCGGUACCGGCCCCGAGCAGAGCCUGCGCCUGGCGGAGCCCCUGCACGGCCCCACCCUGGGCAGGUACCAGCACCUGGCCAGGGAAUGUGAUGUGUGGCUCUCCCUUGGGGGCUUCCACGAGCGUGGCCACGACUGGGACACGACCGGCCGGAUCUACAACUGCCACAUCCUGCUGGACAACUCCGGUGCUGUGGUGGCCACGUACAGGAAGACCCACCUGUUUGACGUGGAGCUCCCCGGCAGCGUCUCCCUGCGGGAAAGCAGCUUCACCAACCCCGGCCCUGCCAUUGUGCCCCCUGUGGAUACCCCCGUGGGGAAGCUGGGCCUGGCCGUGUGUUACGACCUGCGGUUCCCAGAGCUGGCGCUGGCCCUGCGUGAGGCUGGGGCCCAAAUCCUGGCCUACCCCUCGGCCUUCACCGUGCCCACCGGGGCUGCCCACUGGGAGGUCCUGCUCCGUGCCCGGGCCAUCGAGUGCCAGUCGUACGUGGUGGCUGCGGCGCAGACCGGGCGGCACCAUGAGGGCCGGGUAUCCUUUGGCCACGCGCUGGUGGCCGACCCAUGGGGCACCGUGGUGGCCCAGUGCCAUGAGGGGCCCGGGCUCUGCUUCGCCGACAUCGACCUGGAAUUCCUGGAGCGCGUCCGCAGGGACAUCCCGGUGCAGGGGCACCGCCGCAGGGACCUGUACGGCUGCCCGGGGGCACCGGCAUCCUAAAGGCUGGACCUGAACCAAAUCAACCCCAAAUCUGCCCCAAAUCAACCACCGGGACCUGUACGGCCGCCUGGGGACUCCACAACCCUAAAAUCUGCAUUGGAGCCAAAUCAGCCCCAAAUGUGCCCCAAGUCAGCUCCAGAUCUCCUCUAAAUCAGCCCCAAAUCUGCCCCAAAUCAGUCCAUUUCUCCCCGAAACACAGCUCCACAACACGCUCAGUGCCACAGCACUGGGGUGUUCCCCCUCUUUUUGGGGUCUCCCCUUUCCUGGGGGUCACCCCCUUUUCGGAGUCACUUUUAUGGCACCCCAGGGGUGACACCAACACCCUGAAAUCCUUAUUUUACCCCAAUCUGCCCUAAAUCAGCCCUUUCCCCCCCAAAAUGAGGCAGCACAAGGCU